Messenger RNA from Effrenium voratum, 2112 nucleotides. Lineage: Eukaryota; Dinophyceae; Suessiales; Symbiodiniaceae. The record is from the annotation of a GenBank genome assembly.
AUGUCUCUGGCGCCUGAGGUUUGUGAGGCAAUUGAGGCCUUGGUUGGGAAGGCUGAGAAGGGGUCCUUGGUGACCUCGGCGGCACGCCUGGUUGCUCUGCUGGAGGAGCACAAGCUUGCGUACCAGCAGAGGAUCCAGAGCCGGCACGUAGUGUGCCAUCCUCGCAACAGAGAUGGCUAUGGUUGCUCCGGCAACGAUGUGCAUUCCUUGUUGCACGGAAUCCUGGCGGUGGGGUGGAACGACGCGUGCGUGAAGCCGCUGUGCGUUGAGAGCUCUGGAGACGCCGAGGUCGAGCGUUACAACCUUAAGAUGGUGGAGGACGCGGGUGGGCUGCUGGCCCCGGUGGAGGUGGGAGGAUGCCGGUACGCGACGCUCAGCGCGUCGCACACGAAUCAGGUCCUGCGAUUGAUCAGCUACGGCUGGCAUCACGAGCACAUCGAGGACGGUGAGUGCCCCGACGUGACGGUCGGUGGCCGGAUCUCGGGUGAACAGUUGGGCAAGGUGGACCCGCUGUUCUACAAGGCGGCGCAGGAAGGCAUCGUGUGGACCGUGAUCUCGAGCUUGGUCCUGACGCAGUAUCCCAUCCUCGCGAACAUCCUUCAAGAGGCCGGGAACACGUCCGGGCAACUGCAAAGAAAAGAGCACGAACUGCAACUGGCACGGCGGCUUCACCAUGAGUGCCUCAACCUGAAGGCCACGAUGCCGCCCGGCAGUGGUGUGAGCUACUCGGACGGACGUGAGGGGUCGGGUGACGCGCAGCAGGCUGCAGCGUUGCUUGAGACAGAGCGAUGCGUUAAGCUCUGCGGGGGGUCGUCCCAGAGGGAUUUGGGGGCGUCCUUCUGGGACAGCUUGGGCCGGGACUUGAAGGGCGGCGCCCCGGUCCUGCGACUUCGGCACGCUAUGCUCCGGCUUGCCCUCGUUGGGCCGGACCAGGUGAUCAACACAGGCGACGUGAAGAAGAUGAGCUCCGUUGCCUUCAAGGAGACGGCGUUGCGCUGCGACGACCUGAUGAUCGACAUGCGGGCCUACUACGAGGCGAGGCUCGCGGACGAGGAGCAGAGCAAGCUUCAGAAGCUCCUCUUCGAGUUCGAGAUGGAGCUGGUGGCCAUUGCCUUUGACAAGAGGCACUGCAGCUGCUGGAAAAACGCAGCCAGUUUCGAACAGGCUGCGCAAGCCUUCGUGGACAGCGUGUUCCAGCACGUGAAUGUCCGCAUCACGGACAAGUGGGAGCGCCACCGGCCCAAGACAGAGGAGCCAGCUGCCUCUUCUGGCAGCCGCGAUGGCGUGGCGAACCUUUGUUUGAUGCGGAGUUAUGACUUGGCAGGGCGCCUGCAGUCACCUGCAGACCUGGUCAAGGAGGCAGGCUUUGCUGAGGGCCAGCACAUUGUGAGAAAGGCGGACAAGACCUACGCCCAAGUGGUUGGCUUUGAGAAAGGCCACGUGAUCCUGGGCGUGGACGGCGUGCUCUGCAAGGUGGAAGCGGGAUCUUUCAUCAACGGCGAGUGGAGCAAGUACACCCCCAAGGCCGACCCUGUGGAGAUCGAUCACUGCGAGCACAACGCGGCCUCCCACAAUGAGUUCAAGGUGCAGCUUGUAAAGUCCAGCAUCUUCUGCGCGAUGGACGGGGUCCACAAAGAGCACGAGGCAGUGCUCAAGGGCGUCAAGGUCAUGGUCAAGCCUUGCAAGAGCGUGGUGGCCGUGGCGCAUUUCAAGAAGAAGCAGCUGGUGCUUGUGCCGGUCACUUGCAAGAUCGACGCCAAAGCGCUGGGGGCGUCGCAAGGGGUGUCUCUUGGAGAACUGCUUCCGGGGCAGGAGUUUAGCUUGCUGCCGUGGGUGGCCCUUCCUCGGGAUGAUGCUCGCGGCGCAGUUUGUCCCUUCUUCAUGGUGCAGCUAACGCUGCAGCAAGAUGACGCCAACAUGGAGAUGGCGACGCAGGUGAACAACGGCGUGGCGGUGCCGGUGAUGCGGAAUUCUAUAGCGAUUUGCGCAGGCGACGAGCUGCGCUUGUACCGCGCCAAGACGGAGCCUGUUCGUGAACUGGCCCCCAUCCACAAGAUUGAUGAGCCAGCCCCAAAGCCCUCGAAGCGGGCUAGGACUAAGCGUUCUGCGUGA